Messenger RNA from Hippoglossus stenolepis (Pacific halibut), 4361 nucleotides. It is a transcript of the gene cnnm4b, whose product is annotated as metal transporter CNNM4. Gene Ontology annotation, biological process: magnesium ion homeostasis; magnesium ion transport. The transcript has 10 exons. Bases 89 to 2554 code for a protein of 821 amino acids. Gene Ontology annotation, molecular function: magnesium ion transmembrane transporter activity; sodium ion transmembrane transporter activity. Gene Ontology annotation, cellular component: plasma membrane. NCBI's taxonomy places the organism in Eukaryota, Metazoa, Chordata, Actinopteri, Pleuronectiformes, Pleuronectidae. The record is from RefSeq and is a predicted model, not a curated record.
AGAGCAGCAUGGAUUACACUGGAAGCAGAGUCUGUGACCAGGUCCGUCUACAGAUGAGCCUUCAAUAAGAAAGCACAGAGAUUCCCAGAUGGCUCCUGGAGGGAUGAGACAGAGACACGAGGCCGCGGCGGUGACUCCGGAGCCGAGCGGCGUCACCCGGAUCCUCGGCUGGAGGCUGGAGAGGAGCGAGAAGCCGGCCGGGACCAACAAGUACGGGGAUAUCCAUGUGACCGAGGGCAGCGACAUCCGCUUCAGGUUCUACGGGCUCCACUUGUUCCCCAACAGCUCGGCGCUCAUCAGGUUCAUGGAGGUCCAGACCAGCGACAGCGAGGACGGUAUCAACGGAGAUAUCCCGCCCUCCCCCAAUAGGACUUGUCCCGAACACACGAAGGAUAUAGUGGUGAAGGGGAACAUGGACGUCCACAACCAGAACACCUCUGGGGUGGUCUGCCUCCAGAUCAAGCAGCUCCGCAAGAGCGAGGUGGAGAAGGUGUUCGCCCUGUGCGUCCGCGACCCGCAGGAGGAGGAGUGGUACCUGCUGGACAACAGUGACGGCAGACUGCGGGUGAGGGAGGUGAAGAAGUCCCUGAUGCCCAUCUGGCUGCAGGUCAUCGUCGUCUCGUUCCUGCUGGUGCUGUCCGGCAUGUUCAGCGGGCUCAACCUGGGGCUGAUGGCGCUGGACCCGAUGGAGCUCCGCAUCGUGCAGAGCUGCGGCACCGAGAAGGAGAAGAAGUACGCGCGGAAGAUCGAGCCCAUCCGCAGGAAGGGCAACUACCUGCUGUGCUCGCUGCUGCUCGGCAACGUGCUGGUCAACACCACCCUCACCAUCCUCCUGGACGACCUCACCAACUCCGGGGUGGGCGCCGUGGUCGCCUCCACCGUCGGCAUCGUCAUUUUUGGGGAGAUCGUGCCCCAGGCGCUGUGCUCUCGGCACGGCCUGGCGGUCGGGGCGAACACCAUCAUGGUCACCAAGUUGUUCAUGCUCUUGACUUUCCCGCUGUCGUGGCCCAUCAGCAAGCUCCUCGACUGCAUCCUCGGCCAGGAGAUCGGCACCGUGUACAACCGGGAGAAGCUGGUGGGGAUGCUGAAAGUCACCGAGCCCUACAACGACCUGGUGAAGGAGGAGCUCAACAUGAUCCAGGGCGCGCUGGAGCUCCGGACCAAGACGGUGGAGGAUGUCAUGACGCCGAUUGGCAACUGCUUCAUGAUCCACAGCGACACCGUGUUGGACUUCAACACCAUGUCCGAGAUCAUGGAGAGCGGCUACACGAGGAUCCCCGUGUACGAGGACGAGCGCUCCAACAUCGUGGACGUCCUGUUCGUCAAGGACCUGGCCUUCGUGGACCCGGACGACUGCACCACCCUGAAGACCAUCACCAAGUUCUACAACCACCCGGUCCACUUUGUCUUCCACGACACCAAGCUGGACUCCAUGCUGGAGGAGUUCAAGAAAGGAAAGUCCCACCUGGCCAUUGUGCAGAAGGUGAACAACGAGGGGGAGGGAGAUCCCUUCUACGAAGUGUUGGGCCUGGUCACCCUGGAGGACGUGAUCGAGGAGAUAAUCAAAUCAGAGAUUCUGGACGAGUCGGACCUUUACACUGAUAACCGCACCAGGAAAAAGGUGGCGCCCAAUAAGAAUAAGCGAGACUUUUCUGCCUUCAAGAACGAGAAUGAGUCGAAUGUGAAGAUCUCCCCUCAGCUGCUGCUCGCUGCUCAUCGCUUCCUGGCUACAGAGGUGAGCCUGUUCAGCCCGUCGCAGAUCUCAGACAAGGUGCUGCUGCGAAUCCUGCGGCACCACGAGGUGAUCCAGGAGAUCAAGUUUAACGACAGCGACAAGCGCUCGCUCAAUCACUACGUCUACCAGAGGGGCAAACCUGUGGACUACUUCGUUCUCAUCCUGCAGGGCCGAGUGGAAGUGGAGGCUGGUAACGAGAACAUGAAGUUUGAGACCGGACCUUUCUCUUUCUACGGCGUCAUGGCGCUCAGUGCUCCCACACUAGCGGCUGCACAUCGUCCUCGCCACCUCUCCUUUAAGAGGUUUUCUCUGUUCUCUCGGGUGCCAGGUAAAACAGUUUCCUAUGACUCACUGAGGCCCCCUGCUGGAAGACUCACAUCUAUGGAGUUUCGUUCUCCGUCUCACCUCAGCGGGUUGAACCGAACAGCGUCUCUGAGCGGAGCGGACCGGACCGAGUCCCUCUCCGUCAGCGGCAGCAACAGCCAGCUCAACAACAGCUUCACCUCGCAGCAGUACACGCCCGACUUCUACGUCCGAGCCCUCAGUGACCUGCAGCUUGUUAAGAUCACACGGACUCAGUACCAGAACGGCCUGAUGGCGUCCCGUCUGGACAGCACGCCUCAGUCCCCGGAGAGCGGCCACAACACGGUUUGCCUGGAUCAGACCACUCCCCCCGCCAACGCCAACGCCACCACCAUCACGUACCUGGACUCCACCGCAACGGAGAACGGGCCGGACGAGACGACGCUCCUCCUCCUCAACGAGCAGAACUCACCGCACACAGCCAACCACCACAGCCAGCUGGAACACAACAUUUGACCCCCCCACCCCACCCCCCACGUUUGCACGCAUGCACUGCUACGCUCGGAUAUAUGCUGAGGAGGAGGAGAGGAGGAGUGUGUGUGUUGGUGUGUGUGAGAAUGGGAAUGCAGACAAAUGCCAGGGCCAGGCCCGGAGAAACAAGCCAUGUGCACGCAUAUCGUUGAAUAUGCAAGAAUUGAACACGACAGACAUGCACCCAGACAAACCAAAAUGCAUCAUGGGAACUCUCCUUGUACACUUUUCACAUAAAGAGACUCGCCAAACUACAGAACUCAUCUAGUUCACUGAAAUCAAAAGGAUAUCUGCAUCUGUGCACGUGUAUGUGUGUGUGUGUUUGCGUGCUCCUCGUGUAUUAACUGACGACAAAGAUCUGAAGGACCUGCUUCUUUGGACCAGAAGGCUCCUCCCCUCUCUCUUGCCCGUCAAAGCAGUCGCUCUUCGGAGGCCUCGCCCAUCCUGCGAGAUUCGUCCUCGAUUUGUUUGUGUGUUUUUACGUGUGUGUGGGUGUGUGUGUGUGGGUGUGUGUGUGUGUGGUCCCUAAUCAGACUCAGGGAGACUCCCCCCAGUACGGACAUGCAAGUGCAGCAGUGGAACGUCUAGAACCCAACCCGCCGCUAAAUGUGUAGGACCCUGCGUUCCACCACCCUCACAGCUAGAAGACUAAAGACGACCCCAGCAUGUCAGCGGAGCUCAGACAAACUAAUAUAUGAUCCAUAGACAUUUAUAGUCAGAUAUUUAUUGUCAAAUCAUGUGUGAGACUGACACACAAGACUCCUACUGACUCUGUUGUCGUUUGGUUUAGGGGAGUGUGGGUGGAUUUCUACAAGAUAAGAAAUAUACACACAUAUUUAUAUGUGAAUGUAUAUUUAUAUAUAAAUUCCUUCUUGUUUCCUGUAACGAAGCAGAAAGUAGCCCAGAGCCUUUAUCCCCGAGUCGGUGAGAGAUUCAGCGAUAGACUGUAAUUGUGAUUAAGACAAUCAACAUGAUGAAUGUGUUCAAUGUGUAGGGUACGUUAACUGUGGCAGCCCCCCCCCGGGCAUCUGACCUGUCCUCUGCAUCUCGAUGACAGAUCCUAAAAGACGAGAUGGGCAGAUUUCCGAUAAAUCAGUUUUCACAGAGGUGAAAAUGUUUGAUUUACUUUACAAGAAACGGUGGUUUGUAUGUGUGUGUGUCCGUAUGUGUGUGUAUGUGCGCGUGUGUGUGACCAAAAUGGCCAUCAGCAGCAGACUUGGUGGGAACAGAAACCAAAAGAGGGAAGCUUUAUCACCUCGUGACUAGAAAAUACUAUAAGAAAUCAGAGAUUUUAUUUAUUUGGUUUAACGUGUGUGUAAAUAUAUAUUUUUGUCGAUGAGCUGGGGCGAGAAAUCAGAUUUUUAUUUUGCCUCAUUGUGAGAUUUUACGUGUUCCAUGUUCUUUUUGCAUUCAGUGGUUAUUUUGGGGUUUUUUAAUCAGUCGUGGGGGAAAGGGUCACUCUCGCUUAAUGAGCAGCGACUUGACCGUUAGUCGUUGUUUUAUGUUUCUGUAGCUGAGCACACGGCUCAACCCUGACGUCGAGCAACGCUUUGUCACUUUAAUUGGAAAAUAAUGUGUAUGUUUUCACAAAGAAUGGGUAUUUUUUUUUUUUUGCUCACACUCCAGUUAACUGUACAAUCUGCUGAGAUUUUAAAGUGAACUUUAUCCCCAAAAAUCUCACACAUCAUGUGUCAUGUAAUAGAUUUCUCUGAUUUCAGAGCCACAGAUAUCAGAUAUUUAUAAUUAAAUGUUUUCAGUGAUAUACAACAUGAGAAAUAAACCAUACAUCCAG